Messenger RNA from Callithrix jacchus (white-tufted-ear marmoset), 5452 nucleotides. RefSeq names its product calpain 3 (gene CAPN3). Gene Ontology annotation, cellular component: cytoplasm; calpain complex. The record is from RefSeq and is a predicted model, not a curated record. Gene Ontology annotation, biological process: proteolysis; negative regulation of apoptotic process. NCBI's taxonomy places the organism in Eukaryota, Metazoa, Chordata, Mammalia, Primates, Cebidae. Gene Ontology annotation, molecular function: calcium ion binding; calcium-dependent cysteine-type endopeptidase activity.
GUUCUGGCUGAGACAGCUGAGGAAAGAAAGCUCAGUGGGUGUGUGGCCCAGAACAGCUCCUCCGCCUGGAGCAGAUCAGCCAAGAUUCUUUGAUUGCACUGACAAAGUCAAAAGUGUAAGAAAUUUCUCUUUGUGUAGGAAAAUUUUAUUUACCAGAUAUAUAACACAUAUUUAUUAAGGGCAUUCUAUAUGCCUAAACCUGAGAGGGAAAUGGGAACCCAGUUCCCAGCUUGACGGUCUUACGAGCAAACAGGAAGUUAAAUAAACAGAAACAAUAAAAUGUGGAUCGGUGCUGUGAAUUUCAGGGUGGGAUAGAAUGCUGGUUUGGGACCCAAACUUACAACAGUCGGGGAAGGAAACCCCACCUUUGCUGUCUGUGCCAUUGGUGACUUUGAAGGUGGAGGUCCAUCUUUUUAGUGCAGCAAGAUAGGCCAGCCUCUGACUGGAGAUGCUGUAUACUACAUGAGCCUGGGCAGAUUAUACCGAUUUCUGUGCUGUCCACAGAGCAGAUACUCAGUUAAUGCCCAUUGAGUGAAUGCUGAUUUGUGUCAGCAAAUGAAUGUAUCAUUUAACCUGAUCUAACUCCAAAGUAAUAUUAAAUUCAGGUUUUCUCUAAAAACACCAUUGAUUGAGUGCCUAAGACAAUCCUGGCACUAUGUUAAAUGCAUGACAUAAAUUAUUUAAUCAUUACAGAAACCUAAUAACAGAAUGACUGUAAUUGUACCAAUUUUAUAGGUGAGAAAUCUGAGACAGAAUGGAAGAAAUAACUCAGCUAAAGUUACACAGGCACAGCCAGUAAGGGGCCAACCUAGACUUUGAACCAAAGUGGUCAGCCUCCAGAGACCACUGUCCUCUAUUCUGCCUCCCCAGUUAAAGAGUCCUGGGCAUUUUCUUGGAGGCACAGAAGGCUAGGCUGAUGGUCCUGUAAGCCCAGACAUAGAGUUCUUCAGAACUGUAACCCCAGGGAUCAGGAGGCUGAUAGUACUCACUAUUUUACCUGUCACUUCCUACUUUCUUCCAUAGCCACUAACCUGGGAUCAUUGAGACAGGUUGCAUGGGAACAGGCAUGACUGCAGUCUAGGACAUGCCUCCACUCUGCCAUACUUUAAAUGUGGUCAUUUCCUUUUUGGAGCAGGUAUUGUGGGUAGAAGACAAGGUGGAGGUCAGGCGGGCACUUCCCUUCCCCAGAGCCACUUAUGCUUUCAUCUAAGAGCUCUGAAACCAGCUUGUUAGGUGUGGCAUCCCAGGACUUGACAGGCAGUCUGGUUCAGUAUCCAAUUCCAACUUUUGUCUCAGAUACCUAAUGUGGUGUGGCUGAACGAGUCAACAUAUAACCUGUACCUAAGUUCUCACUUAACAUCGUUAAUAGGUUCUUGUAAACUGUGACUUUAAGCAAAACAUAUUGUGUGCUAUAGGGACUUAACUCUUGUUUAUAUCAGUUAGCUUGGUUUUGCUACACAGUACAUCAUUUUUGCUUAAAGCCACAGUUUACAAGAACCUAUUAAUGAUGGUAAAUGAGGAUUUACUAUGCCCAGGUGCACUUUUUGUAGCAGAUUCAGUCCCAGUGUUUCUUUUGGGGGUGGGGAGAGACAAGAGGUGGCAAGGUCAAGUACACAGGUAGUGACAGGGAGUUUCUCAACCAGAGACUCUGAUGAGUACAAUUUUCCAUGCAGACAUUUCCAAUGAACACUGACCCAAGAACAUUCUAGAAAAGAUGCCAAAUCUAACAUUGAAUAAUGUCCUGAUAUCCUAAAAUUUUAGGAAUGAAAAUCAUGUUCUCUAAAAUUCACAGAAUAUUUUCCUAGAAUUCAGUACCUCCCGUUCACCCUAACUAGCUUUUUUGUAAUACUGUUUUCCAUUCAUUUGGUGGCCAGUAGUUGAGUGGUCUAUAUAACUGCCUACUCAGUAACAUGUCAGCAGUUCUCAGCUAACUUCCAGGGUUCACCUUACUCAGAUAUUCCCUGUUCAUUUUCUGACAACACUAGCAACAGAGAUGUCCCUAGCCAGGUUCUGCUUUCUCUACCAUACAGUCUCUCUUGCCCUCAUACUAACAGUGUUUCUUCACAUCUAUUUUUAGUUUUCCUGGCUCAAGCUUCUUCAGGCCACUGAAACACAACCCUCACUCUCUUUCUCUCUCCCUCUGGCAUGCAUGCUGCUGGUAGGAGCCCCCAGGUAAACAUUGCUUCAGAAAUCCUUUAGCACUCCUUUCUCAGGAAAACUUAUGUCUUCAGGAUUACAGCUCAAUUUUUAAGAUGGACAUAACCCUGUAUGACCUUCUGAUGGGCUUUCAACUUUGAAUUGGAUAUGGACACUUUUCUCUCAGAUGACAGAAUUACUCCAACUUCCCCUUUGCAGUUGCUUCCUUUCCUUGAAGCUAGCUGUAUCUCGUUUUCUUUAAAAAGUUUUUUCUUCCAGAGUCACUUGCCAUGCCAACCGUUAUUAGCCCAUCUGUGGCUCCAAGGACAGCAGCUGAACCCAGGUCCCCAGGGCCAGUUCCUCACCCAGCCCAGAGCAAGGCUACUGAGGCUGGGGGUGGAAACCCAAGUGGCAUCUAUUCAGCCAUCAUCAGCCGCAAUUUUCCUAUUAUUGGAGUGAAAGAGAAGACAUUUGAGCAGCUUCACAAGAAAUGUCUAGAAAAGAAAGUUCUUUAUGUGGACCCUGAAUUCCCACCGGAUGAGACCUCUCUCUUUUAUAGCCAGAAGUUCCCCAUCCAGUUCAUCUGGAAGAGACCUCCGGAAAUUUGCGAGAAUCCCCGAUUUAUCAUUGGUGGAGCCAACAGAACUGACAUCUGUCAAGGAGAUCUAGGUGACUGCUGGUUUCUUGCAGCCAUUGCCUGCCUGACCCUGAACCAGCGCCUUCUUUUUCGAGUCAUACCCCAUGAUCAAAGUUUCAUCGAAAAUUACGCAGGGAUCUUCCACUUUCAGUUCUGGCGCUAUGGAGAGUGGGUAGACGUGGUUAUUGAUGACUGCCUGCCAACAUACAACAAUCAACUGGUUUUCACUAAGUCCAACCACCGCAAUGAGUUCUGGAGCGCUCUGCUGGAGAAAGCUUAUGCUAAGCUCCAUGGUUCCUAUGAAGCUCUGAAAGGUGGGAACACCACAGAGGCCAUGGAGGACUUCACAGGAGGGGUGACGGAGUUUUUUGAGAUCACGGAUGCUCCCAGUGACAUGUACAAAAUCAUGAAGAAAGCCAUUGAGAGAGGAUCCCUCAUGGGCUGCUCCAUUGAUGAUGGCACAAACAUGACCUAUGGAACGUCUCCUUCUGGUCUGAACAUGGGGGAAUUGAUUGCACGGAUGGUGAGGAAUAUGGAUAACUCGCUGCUCAGGGACUCAGACCUCAACCUCAAAGACUCAGAUGAAAGGCCGACCCGGACCAUCGUUCCAUUUCAGUAUGAGACAAGAAUGGCCUGUGGGCUGGUCAGAGGUCACGCCUACUCUGUCACCGGCCUGGAGGAGGUCCUGUUCAAAGGUGAGAAAGUGAAGCUGGUGCGACUGCGGAACCCCUGGGGCCAGGUGGAGUGGAACGGCGCUUGGAGUGAUGGUUGGAAGGACUGGAGCUUUGUGGACAAAGAUGAGAAGGCCCAUCUGCAGCACCAGGUCACUGAGGAUGGAGAGUUCUGGAUGUCCUAUGAGGAUUUCGUCUACCAUUUCACAAAGCUGGAGAUCUGCAACCUCACGGCCGACGCUCUGGAGUCUGAUAAGCUUCAGACCUGGACAGUGUCUGUGAACGAGGGUCGCUGGGUACGGGGCUGCUCCGCCGGAGGCUGCCGCAACUUCCCAGAUACUUUCUGGACCAACCCUCAGUACCGUCUGAAGCUCCUGGAGGAGGACGAUGACCCUGAUGACUCAGAGGUGAUCUGCAGCUUCCUGGUGGCCCUGAUGCAGAAGAACCGGCGGAAGGACCGAAAGCUGGGGGCUAAUCUCUUCACCAUCGGCUUCGCCAUCUAUGAGGUUCCCAAAGAGAUGCAUGGGAACAAGCAGCACCUGCAGAAGGACUUCUUCCUGUACAAUGCCUCCAAGGCCAGGAGCAAAACCUACAUCAACAUGCGGGAAGUGUCCCAGCGCUUCCGCCUCCCUCCCAGCGAGUACGUCAUCGUGCCCUCCACCUACGAGCCCCACCAGGAGGGGGAAUUCAUCCUCCGGGUCUUCUCUGAAAAGAGGAACCUCUCUGAGGAAGUUGAAAAUACAAUCUCCGUGGAUCGGCCAUUGAAAAAGAAGAAAACCAAGCCCAUCAUCUUCGUUUCGGACAGAGCAAACAGCAACAAGGAGCUGGGUGUGGACCAGGAGUCAGAGGGCAAAGGCAAAACAAGCCCUGAUAAGCAAGAGCAGUCUGCGCAGCCACAGCCUGGCAGCUCUGACCAGGAAAGUGAGGAACAGCAACAAUUCCGGAACAUUUUCAAGCAGAUAGCAGGAGAUGACAUGGAGAUCUGUGCAGAUGAGCUCAAGAAGGUCCUUAACACAGUCGUGAACAAACACAAGGAUCUGAAGACACAUGGGUUCACACUGGAGUCCUGCCGUAGCAUGAUCGCGCUCAUGGAUACAGAUGGCUCUGGGAAGCUCAACCUGCAAGAAUUCCACCACCUCUGGAACAAGAUUAAGGCCUGGCAGAAAAUUUUCAAACACUAUGACACAGACCAGUCCGGCACCAUUAACAGCUACGAGAUGCGAAAUGCAGUCAACGACGCAGGAUUCCACCUCAACAACCAGCUGUAUGACAUCAUUACCAUGCGGUACGCAGACAAACACAUGAACAUCGACUUCGACAGUUUCAUCUGCUGCUUCGUCAGGCUGGAGGGCAUGUUCAGAGCUUUUCAUGCAUUUGACAAGGAUGGAGACGGUAUCAUCAAACUCAACGUUCUGGAGUGGCUGCAGCUCACCAUGUAUGCCUGAACCAGGCUGGCCUCACCCAAAGCCAUGCAGGAUCAUUCAGGAUUUCCAUUUCACCCUCUAUUUCCAAAGCCACUUAUCUCAAAGGACCCAGCAGCUGCAUCCCUGGAGGCCUCCAACCACCUCAUCAGUCCUGUUCCUCCUCCAUUUUACCCCCCUACCCAUCCUUGAUCGGCCGUGCCUAGCCUGUCCAAAGCUUUAGUAAAGCAAUGAGGUAGGAAGAACAAACCGUUGUCCCUUUGCCAGGUGUAGGAAAGUGCCAGCUCUGGUCCAAGCUGCCUUGGCUCUGAAGCAAGUGCUGCUUAUCUUGCUUUAGGCUGUCUGCAGAAGCACCUGCCACUGGCACUCAGCACCUCCUUGUGCUGGAGCCUCCAUCACCUUCAUGCUCUCCCACCACGGGCCAGGAACCAAACCAGCACUGGGUUCUUCUGCCUAGUUAUUUUAGGAGAGGCCUGCUGUGGCGUAAACUCACUCAUUGGAAUAGGGCUGGUUACUUUGGGCUGUCUGACUCGUAAGUUUGGCUGCAUUCUGAAAAAAGCUGAUCUAAAUAAAGGCAUGUGUAUGGC